AUGGAAUAUGCCCGCCGUCAUCAGAGCAUGCAUUAUCUGUCACAAGAGAAAGGUAUGGAGGAUGCCCAAUCAUUCCGUGCACCUGUUAACCGCAGCAGCCCGUUCACCCGCAAACGGAAGAGAAUCACCAACAGCCUGUCCCCCUCCCGGGAGGACCCGCGCACCGCAUACAGGCCCGCCGCUGCCCUCUCCGCUGAGAAGAGCUACAGCGGCCGCAGCGAGUAUCUCAGCGGCAGUGUCCCCUUUGACGAGACCCUGGUCCAGUCCGGCCACGAUGCCCUCGACACCGACAAUCACGAGGACAUGCAGCUGUUCCAGCACCAGCGAGUAUUUGAUCUCCCGCCGAAGCCCGUCCAGCGGCACCUCAUCGACUGCUUCAUGCGGUACUGUGCGCCAUGGACGCCGAUCAUCGACCCACAGUGGUUAACCGCGGAGACUCCCUCGCCGCUGCUGUUGCAGGCCGUCUUGCUCGCGGGGAGUCGAGUGUCGGCGCCGUCCGCGGACGUCUCGAGCAAAGACUUCUACCGCAAGGCGAAGCUGCUCUACUUCUUCGGCAGCGGCAACAAUUCGCUGAUUUCCAUUGUGUCAGCGUGCCUGCUGCACUGGUACAACCCCGUCGGACCGGAGAAGGUCUCGACGGACACGAGCGGCUUCUGGAUCCGCACGGCCGGCGCCAUGGCCUUUCAGAUCGGACUGCACAAGGAGCCGGCCGCGCAUGCAAAGGACCGGGGGCUGCGCAGGAGGCUCUGGUGGGCAUUGGUCGUCCGCGAUAACAUCAUCUCCGCGGGGACCGGCCGCCCGCGGACCAUCAACCUCCGCGACAGCGACGUCCUCCCGCCCCGCGUGGACGACUUUGACAUCCAGAACGACAAGGCCCAGCUCUUCGUGGCGUACACGACCAUCUGUCUCCUGCUCGGCGACACCGUCGAAGGCUGUCUCCGCCAGACCCUGUCCCUGGACCGCCGCAGCCAGCUCGAAAACGCUCUCUACCGCUGGAUCAACCAGGCCCUCCCGUCGCUCCGCGCCGCCGCACCGCCCGACCCGCUCUCCUCGACGCACGAGUUCGAAGUCAACCAGCUGCUCGUCGUCUACCUCGCCAUUCUGAUCAUCCUGCACCGCUCGCCCACCCCCAACAGCGUCCCCUCGGCGGCAUCGCUCGUCGCCGCGUCCGGCAUCGCCGGUCUCUUCGAGACUUUCCACCAGAAGGACCAACUGCAGUAUCUCGGUCCGAUCUUCGCCCUGUACGGGCUCAGCGCGGGGCUAUCGCUGCUUUCGGCGUACCGAUACGAGCCGCUGAAGGAAACCGCCGAGUAUGAGCUGUCCACGAUCAAGCUCUGUCUGCAGACGCUGUCGAAGCGCUGGCGCUCGGCGGUGGGCCCGAUCCGGGCGUUGGACCGGCUGACGGAGCAGGUGCGGCGGCAGCCCUUGUUUGAGGGAAAUGUGCCGAGUCUGGGCCCUGGGUUGGUGGAUUUCUUCAAUGGGAUUGACCGACGCCUGUGUCGGCAGUGGGGGGUGAUCCAGGGGGAGAGGAUGGUUGCUCGUCCGGUCUCGACUCUGGAGACGGCAAAGCACGACGUGAUGCCGUUUGACGGGUAUAUGGACAUCUUGGACCAGAACUGGGAGGGGUCUGGGUUUGACUGGAGCGGGUCCUGGUUGUUGGAUAUUUGA
Aspergillus fumigatus Af293 is the source of this 1668-nucleotide messenger RNA. The record is from RefSeq and is a predicted model, not a curated record. Lineage: Eukaryota; Fungi; Ascomycota; Eurotiomycetes; Eurotiales; Aspergillaceae.